Schizosaccharomyces cryophilus OY26 is the source of this 2263-nucleotide messenger RNA. Its product is annotated as RAN protein kinase Ksp1. Gene Ontology annotation, biological process: protein phosphorylation; meiotic recombination checkpoint signaling. NCBI's taxonomy places the organism in Eukaryota, Fungi, Ascomycota, Schizosaccharomycetes, Schizosaccharomycetales, Schizosaccharomycetaceae. The record is from RefSeq and is a predicted model, not a curated record. Gene Ontology annotation, cellular component: nucleus; cytoplasm. The coding region runs from base 504 to 1919 and encodes 471 amino acids. Gene Ontology annotation, molecular function: ATP binding; protein serine/threonine kinase activity. The transcript has a single exon.
CCAACAACAGCCAAAGCAGGUUCUGUUUAUAUAUCCUUUUUUCGCAUCAUCAUGAGAAGAUUUGUCUAAUAUUAAUAUCAUAAGAUUCUAUUGAUAUUUGAGACGAAACAUUGCUUUUGACUUCUCAACGCGAGACCGCUGUUUUCAUACCCGCCAUCCUCUUCAGACUGCCAGGUCCGACUCUCACGUUCUCAGUAAGAUUUAAUUUCUUCUGCUAGAACAUCCUUUUUUUAUCUUUGAAACUUUAGCGUACGGGUGGUGACGCCUGUGAUCACUGAGUGUUUACUGAUUGUCUAAUUUUCUUUUGGACUUUUCUUUUUUUCCUUGCUUUUCUUUUGUUGUGAUCAUUAUCUGUUCAACAAAAGAAAAACUUAUCUAGUAAAAAGAAAAAGAUUCGAAAAAAGAGAUUGACCGUAGUUCCACACUCUGUCUCAUCGAUUAUUAUCUCCCUACCGUUGUUGAUUUGUUAAAGAAAGAGAAGCUCGGAAUCUGUUUUACUGACAAUGAAAAUUCUUCAAAAGAAAGGCUAUAAAGUGGAACGUCCCCUAAACAAGGGGUCCUAUGGCACCGUUGUACUGGCACAUCGACUUUUUCGUACUAAUCGUUAUAAAGACAACAAAUAUGCCAUCAAGUGCAUAAAAAAGCCUUCUCCUACCUUUUUAGAUGAAGUGAAUAUUCUGCGAGAGCUUUCUCGUUAUCGUCAUCGUAACAUUAUUCACUUUGUCGAGUCUUUUGAGGACCAUGUAUAUUAUUAUGUUGUGCUUGAGUACUGCGCGUUUGGUGAUCUUUACGAGUGUAUCCUAAAUGACGACUUUCCGAAUGCUAAAAAUCAACCAGAAAUGAUUAAAGACAUUUUUUUACAAGUCAUCGAUGGCGUUUCCCAUAUGCAUUCUCUUGGUAUUUAUCAUCGAGAUUUAAAACCAGAAAAUUUUCUUUUGUCUCUUUCCAAUGAUGGCAAUGACCUUGUUGUGAAAAUCAGCGAUUUUGGCCUUGCUUGUAGAGAUGAGAUUUCUCAUGAUUUUGGUACCGGAAGUGAUCGAUAUAUGGCUCCAGAACAAUUUGAAGAAGUCGACGACAUGGGUUACAGUCCUCGUUCUGCUGAUAUAUGGGCUAUUGGGAUUUGCCUCUUGAAUCUUAUAUUCGCUCGCAACCCUUUUACUUAUCCCAAUGAGCGGGAUCCUAUUUUCGCGGAUUACGUACUUGAUCCCAUGACUUUAUUUGAUGUAUUCCCUACUCUCAGCCAGGAUACAUACGAAGUAUUGAGAGCUUGUCUAUGCAUUACUCCCGAAAAGCGCUCUUUGGAAAAGGCUAGGGAAGCUGUAAUUGCUGUUAACAAUUGGACGACUGAUGGUGAAGAAUUAGAAAGUCUCGUCAACGAAGACGAAGAGUUUUGCCCCUCAAACUUUUUGUUUGAUGAAAAUAUUGUUCGUUGUACUCAGUCUGAUAGAGAGCCCUUACGAACACCUUCCUUAUUAACACCUGCUGCUACGACGCAACGUGGUCUACUUCCUUCUAAACUUCAACCCCUCUCUGACUUAGAUGAGAAUGCGUCUGUUGUAUCCUCUCCCCAGUCACCCAUUUCACUAAAUGCUGUUAAUACUAGCGAUCGUUCAUACGAUUCUGGUCUUGGCGAAAGUUUAAAUAACAUGCAUAUCAGUAAGCCAACUGCUAUGCCUGUUAAUACCAAGCGAUCUCCCUACUCAUGCAGUGCACCAGCCAUUGUUUUUCCUAACAGUAUUAAAGGUAACAAAGAUCACUUGAAGUUUGGACGUAGUUGGUGUGAUUUGGACGAAGAAGAAGAAGACAAUCUUAGCUUUGAUAGUCAUGACGAUUUUGGAGCACCUAAUGAAUUAAAUGCAAGAGACUUAGGACUUGCUGAUGAUUGGAACGUUCUUUCACAAUGGAAUGAUAACGCCUAAGCUGGUUAAUUGAUCUUUGACUUAAAUCGAACUGUUAUGUUCAGUCACUAAUAAUUUAUUAUCAACAGUUUGCAUGUGUCAUAGUCAAAGGUCUCGUUAGUUAUGUUUACGGUAUAUAUUAGUUGGAAAAUACUUAUAUGUCGUAUUUCGUUCAAUUGAAUUUCAUGAUUCUUUAUAUUUCCUUAAAAUUUAAAGUUAAUAUUAUUUUACGACUUUGUUUUGUUUAGAUACCGACAAAGUAGCUUCAUUUAUUUAUUUUAUUUUAUAUUUUUAUCAAAAUCUGGAGCACAGUAAAUUGAUUUAAGAUAAAAGAUUAAUUAACAAAGAGACAUGCAUAACCCCAC